Molecule: messenger RNA, 1329 nt
Organism: Rhincodon typus (whale shark)
Lineage: Eukaryota; Metazoa; Chordata; Chondrichthyes; Orectolobiformes; Rhincodontidae
Product: aldehyde dehydrogenase family 3 member B3-like
Exons: 8
Coding region: 1-1329 (442 amino acids)
Biological process (GO): aldehyde metabolic process
Cellular component (GO): cytoplasm
Molecular function (GO): aldehyde dehydrogenase (NAD+) activity
Source: RefSeq, a predicted model, not a curated record
AUGACAAGUUUUGCUGAAUCCCUGUUGAGGCUACGCAAUGCCUUUGCGUGCGGGAAGAGCCAUUCUGUGGAAUUUCGCAUCAGUCAGUUACAGUCCCUGAUCAGACUGCUCGAGGAGAAUGAAGCGACACUCCUCAACGUUCUCGACCAGGAUCUGCACAAGUCGAAGUUUGAGGCAAUGAUUGCUGAGAUUGGAUUUGUGAAAAACGAAGCAAUUUCUGCAAUGAAUAACAUCAAAAGCUGGGUCACAGUCGAGUUCGUGGAGAAGACAUUUGUAACCAAGCUGGACCAAUGCUUCAUCCGGAAGGAGCCAUUCGGAGUGGCACUGAUCAUCGCAGCCUGGAGCCACCCCGUUCAGCUGCUGCUAACCCCCCUGGUUGGAGCCAUCGCUGCAGGCAACUGCGUUGUCCUCAAGCCGUCUGAAGUGAGUGUGAACACGGCGGCUCUGCUCAGCAAACUCAUCCCCCAGUAUCUGGACAAGGACUGUUUUGCUGUGUACAGUGGAGGGCCAGUCGAAACAAGGAAACUUCUGCAGUAUAAAUUUGAUUAUAUCUUUUACACAGGGAACAGUGCAGUGGGGAAGGUCAUCAUGAAAGCUGCUGCAGAACAUUUGACUCCUGUAACUUUGGAGCUUGGAGGCAAGAACCCAUGCUACAUCGACCAGAGUUUUAAUCUCGAGAGCACAGCCCAGCGCCUAGUCUGGGGAUGUUUCUUUAACACUGGCCAGUGCUGCAUCUCUCCAGAUUAUGUGCUCUGCAGUAAAGAGGUACAGGAACAGUUGGUCCCAGCCAUCAAACAGUGUCUGAAGAAAUUCUAUGGUGAAGAACCAAAAGAAAGUGCCGACUAUGGACGAAUAAUCAAUGAUCAUCAUUUCAAUCGCCUCCAAAAACUCCUCAACUCUGGCCAGGUGGCGAUAGGAGGCGAGACAGACAAACAGGACAGAUAUAUCGCUCCGACAGUCCUGGUAGACGUAAUGGAAUCUGAUGCAGUGAUGCAGCAGGAGGUUUUUGGUCCAAUUCUGCCUAUCAUCAACGUCAACUCCAUGGAGGAAGCCAUCGCCUUCAUCAACAGGCACCAGAAACCGCUGGCCCUCUACGUUUACGCCACUAACACUAAGGUGGUGAAUGAAAUACUGGAGAAAACCAGCAGCGGGGGCUUCUGUUCCAAUGAGAACAUGGUGCAGUUGACUCUCAACACGUUGCCCUUCGGAGGGAUUGGUAAGUCUUCCACUUGGUGCUCAGACCCAUACAACAGAGUGGGAAAGGCCCAGACUCCAGCCGCGGCCUGUGCCCCUCAUUCACUCAUACACACGCUCUCUCAGAUUCACUGA